Messenger RNA from Carcharodon carcharias (great white shark), 1129 nucleotides. RefSeq names its product COMM domain containing 9 (gene commd9). Lineage: Eukaryota; Metazoa; Chordata; Chondrichthyes; Lamniformes; Lamnidae. The record is from RefSeq and is a predicted model, not a curated record. Bases 56 to 742 code for a protein of 228 amino acids. The transcript has 7 exons.
CAGCGGGGAGAGUUGAGGAGGUUGGGGUUUUGCAGCUGCUCCUGAAGGUAACAGAAUGGGACGGUCUAGGAGCUUCGCCACCCCUUCAUGUCCACUAACCCUUAUGGCUUCCUCAAAGGAUGUGGUGAGGCAUUUAUGUCAGGAAUGCUUUCCCCCUUCAGCGACCAAUUCAGUCAGGUUAGUUGACAGCACUGUCAAAAGCUUAUCGGUGACCCCCGAGGAGGCAAAGCAGUUGAUCUGCAGCCUACAUGGUUUCACACGGCAAAUUGUAUUCCAAGGACUGACUUCAGCUGAAGAGAUUCUCCCACUCUUUCCUGAUGACUUUCAUCAAAACCUAAAGAAUCUGUUAACUAAAAUAAUUCUUGAAAACAUCUCCCAGGUUCUGUCGAAGGGUCAUGAGGACUCGAAACGUCAACUCUUUUCUUCUCCGCCGAUGCUGCCAGACCUGCUGAGUUUUUCCAGAGCUGCCUGGAGGAGUGAAACACUUGCAAACCAAAUUUCCUUACCCCACCUCAUUGACAUGGACUGGAGAGUGGAUAUCAAAACCUCGUCUGAUAACAUUAACAGAAUGGCAGUGCCCACUUGCCUGCUCCAGAUGAAGAUCCAGGAUGACAUCAAUGCCUGCCGAGGUGGACCCAUCAUUUCCACUGUCUCUCUUGAACUAAGCAAGGAAAAGCUGGAUACAAUGUUGGAUGGACUCAGUCGAAUCCGGGAUCAGCUUUCAGCUGUGGCAAACAAGUAACUGACUGUGUUGGAGGAGUAAAAGUAUUGGAAAUGUCUUGCAGCAUCAUGUUUGGACCUGAGGACUUGUUCUGUUGCCCUGUUUUAUAUGGGACUUUGCAUUGCUAAGUUUUCACAUUUUAUUUACAGAGAGGUUUAAUUUCAAACACGAUAAACCUAUGAUUCAUGUAAAUUUCCCCUCCACUUUCUUUACCAUUUGAUAUGACAUAUCUUAUUGAUGGUUUUUCUGUGUAUUUUAACACAACUUAUUUUUCCUGUGAAUUGUGAGCUUUGCAUUGUAUGUACUCGCCUGAGUUCCUCAAUUUGGUUGACUGAAGAUCUCCAAAUACAGAGUAAAACAUCCAUAGAAGACUAUUACUUUUGUAAUUAAAAGCAAUGUCAAAAUCUA